AUGGCUUCAAACGAUUUUCCACUGGCAUCCUGGGAGAAUUUUGCCCAUUCUUGGGAUGAAGGAAUGGGGGACGAAGGAAAUGACUAUUUCCGCUUUCUAGAACUUCCCAUUUUGGAGAAGCUGAUUGGUAGAUUAGAAGGAUGCCGUGCUAUAGACCUAGCAACGGGAAAUGGUCUUGUGGCUCGCUGGUUAGCUCAGAAAGCUGCUUCCGUCAUCGCAACCGACGGCGCAGUAUCGAUGAUAGACCGUGCAAAGGCGCGAACGGACACUUCCCAAUAUGGAAAUAGGAUUUCCUUCAACCGCCUCGACGUCACAAAGCAGUCAUCUUGGGAUACUUUCAUGGCGAUCGAUACUUGUCUCAUGGAUGACGGUUUCGAUGUAGUCACAAUGAAUAUGGCUCUCAUGGACAUUCAGGAUCUGGGGCCAUUGGCAAGAUCUCUAAGACUACUGCUCAAACCGAACGGUUGCUUCGUUGCUACUUUGCUUCAUCCGCUAUUUUUCACAUCUGGAGCAGCUCGGCAGAUAGUAAUCCAUGAGGAACCAGAGACUGGCCAGCGAAUUGUCGACCGCUCCAUCGUUAUAAGCAAAUACUUGAAUGUUCCUCCCGCAAGGCAAUUGGUUUUUGGAGGGGAAACCGAGUCGCCGUACCUGUUCCAUCGGCCUUUAAACCAGCUCUUUGCACCGUUCUUUCAGGCAGGUCUCGCCGUGGAUGCACUUGAAGAGACCAAUUUCGACGAAAGCUUUCGUGAUCCCUUACGUGAACAUGCAUCGAAGAACUUUACUGAAUUUCCAAAAAUACUCGGCUUCAGGAUGAGGCGUGUAUCUGAGAUUUAG
This is a messenger RNA of Penicillium samsonianum, 834 nucleotides long. Its product is annotated as class I SAM-dependent DNA methyltransferase. The transcript is spliced from 4 exons. The record is from RefSeq and is a predicted model, not a curated record. Lineage: Eukaryota; Fungi; Ascomycota; Eurotiomycetes; Eurotiales; Aspergillaceae. The coding region runs from base 1 to 834 and encodes 277 amino acids.